Molecule: messenger RNA, 9242 nt
Organism: Mya arenaria
Lineage: Eukaryota; Metazoa; Mollusca; Bivalvia; Myida; Myidae
Product: cleavage and polyadenylation specificity factor subunit 6-like
Exons: 17
Coding region: 13-1836 (607 amino acids)
Biological process (GO): mRNA alternative polyadenylation
Cellular component (GO): mRNA cleavage and polyadenylation specificity factor complex
Molecular function (GO): mRNA binding
Source: RefSeq, a predicted model, not a curated record
ACAGGAAAGAAAAUGGCCGAUAGCGUGGAUAUCGAUCUUUAUGAAAAUAUCGAAGAAGGCUUUGACCAGGAUGGUGAAUUUGGCCAAGAUGCAGAUUUAUAUGAUGAUGUUAUAAUUACACAGAGUAGCAGCAGUGACCAUAAAGAAUUGAUCACAAACACAUCCUUGUCUGAUGAGCCAAAGAAAAAUAUUAUACCGCCAACAUCAGUACCUGCUAGCUACACAGGCCGACGGUACAGUGUGUAUGUUGGGAACCUGCAGUGGUGGACAACAGACCAGGAUCUAACUGAUGCUCUGGCUGCUGUUGGAGUAAAUGAUUUGUUGGAGAUAAAGUUUUAUGAGAACAGAGCGAAUGGACAAAGCAAAGGGUUUGCAAUUGUGAUAGUGAAAUCAGAGACUUCAUCAAGAGCGAUAUUUGACAAGCUGCCUCGUAAGGAACUCCAGGGUCAGACACCUCUGGUUACUCACUGCAACAAGCAGGCCCUUAACAACUUUGAGGCACAAGCUAGGAAAGGAGAACCGCCUCCGCAGCAGAAUGGUCGGGGACGUACAGACAGUCGGGGUGAUGCACAACAGAGGCCAGAUGCACAGAGGUCAGCUCCCCCUCCAACUCAGACCCAGCGCCCGCCCCAGUCUGGUGCCCGUCCUGCUGCUCCAUUCCCCCAGCGGCCCACUGGACCCCCUCCAAUGUCGGGGCCUCCACCAACACAGGGACCCCCACCCCCGACCUCCGGGCCUCCACCUAACUUCUUCCCCCAUGGUAUGCCGCCCGUGUCAAUGCCGCCCGUCAGUAUGGCUCCAGGUGUAGGCCUGGUGCGACCAAUGACAGGUCCCCCUCCAGGAAUGAUGCCUCGUGGUGUGCCUGAUCCCCGUCUUCCCCCUCCCGGCAUCAGACCUGGCAUGCCCCCAGGACCUGAGAGGCUCAGGUUUGAGCCCCCGCCUCCUGGCACGCCGUUUGCGGUGAGAGGUCAGAUGCCACCCCAGCCAGUCCCUCCACCAGGCAUCCGUGGACUUGCCCCCUCUAUUCCUGGCAUGCAUCAUCCUAGGAUGCCACCGACACAGCCACCCCCAGGGGUUCCCCCGCCAGGCCACCACCCCGUGGCUCCUCCAGCUCCGCAUGUAAAUCCUGCGUUCUUUGCCCCAACACAUCCCCCAUCUCUACCACCACCAGUGUCCCAUGCCCCUCCAUCUGCAGAUCCCUAUGGAAGACCUCCACCAUCAACAGUUUACCCAGGAACCGACCCCUACAGAACAGAACGAAGAAGUGAGCCGGCAGCCCCAGCCCUGUCUGAGCAAGAGUUUGAGGAGAUCUUCCAGCGUAACAAGACAGUCUCCAGCAGUGCAAUCUCACGCGCUGUACAGGAUGCUAGUGCUGGAGAUUUUGCAAGUGCAAUAGAGACGCUUGUAACAGCAAUCUCCCUGAUCAAGCAGUCGAAGAUUGCGAAUGACGACAGAUGUAAGAUCCUCAUCAGUUCCUUACAGGAUACACUUCAUGGCAUAGAGGAGAAGUCAUAUGGAUCUAAUCUGAAUCGAUCGAAAAAUUCCGGAGAAGUAACUGAAUUUAAUCAGAAUCGAUUGAAAAAUUCCGGACAAGUAACUGAAUUUAAGUCACGGGAGAGACGAUCAAGGUCACGAGAGCGCGAUCGUGAGAGGGAACGCGAGAAGAGAAGCCGUCACCGAUCUCGCAGUCGUGAACGAGAUUACCGAGAGAGGAGUCGAGAGAGGGAGAGGCGAGAAUACGAUGAACGUCAUCGCGAGGGUCGGGAGGGCCGGGACCGACGUGAGAGUGACAGGGAGAGAGACAGGGAACGAGAGUACCGCAGCAGUCGACACUAGGGCUUGGCCUUUUUACAGUAUAUGUUCUUGAAAAAAGGGGGUGAUCAAAGUAUUUGGUGCUUCCUAGAUAAUUGAUCUCGUAGAAAAUACAAGGUCCAGCGAGUGUUGACCCUGUGGUGGAGGCAGAUGUAGAUCUCAUUUGUGUUAACCAUUGCUUGAUUUAUUAUGUUGUCUUUCAUCCUUAGUAGUGUUUAAGUUAUACAUGCUGGGUUGCUUUGGUGCAGAUAUUGAAGUUUGAAAACUAUCCUUAAAUCACCGUUAGUUCUUAUUCUUUGACUUGUACAUGUAUUAUCAAUGUGUACAAAACUUUUUGUUAAGGAAUGGAUUUAAUAGUUAAAUAUGCCAAAUCUGUUUGUUAAUUUAAUGUUUAUCAAGAAAUUCCGCCAUGUUUGGGAGUAUUUCCGUUUAUUUCAUCUAUAUAUUAACUCCCAUAUCGGAAUUGUGAAAAGUAGGCGGAGCUGAGUAGCGUUCAGUAACUAGCAUGCAGAUAAUUUACAAUGCUUCACGCUUAAAUCGCAUGCUAGUUAUUGAAUGUUGUUCUUGACAACAUGGUUCGUAACAGAAAUGUCAACCACUACCCAUGUGAUUGAAAUUAUACAUUCACAUUGCUGCACCUCUGUAUUAUUUUCAUAAAUCUCGAAGUUGGUGCAGUAAUAAUAUAAUAUUUGUAAUUGUGUACAUAUUUUAUGACAUCGGUUAUAAUCAUUAUCAUUUUGGGCUAAAGUGGAAGUAAAAAAAAGUAAUAAUAUAAAAACUAACGUUUUUGUUCGUCGACUGCUCUUUCUUUUUAAAAUUAAACGAUGACUGGCAAGUCUUGGUAAGUAUCAUUGGCUAUUACUCUCUGAAAACAGUGGGUAAUCAUAGUUUUUACGAAAGGUAACAUAUUUUUUGUCUCGUAAACUUAAACAUUGACUUUCUCUGUAUUCAUUAUGUGGUAUUAAUGAGUAGAAUUGAAUAUUUUGUUUUUAGGAAGUGUUUUCAAAUGAUGAAAAAAUAUGUGUUUUGGACAGUCACUUUAAUUUAAUCGGUAAACUCAAUUUGAAGGAAAGUUUGAUAAUUUAAUGGAUUUGGAGUAUUUUGUUUUGUGUGACAAGAAUUUGCCUAUCUUUUUGUUUGUUUUGAUUUUUUUUGUCCCACAUAAUGUUACAAACUGAUUAGAUUUAAAUAUUUACUAAUUUAAAGUUUGGCAAACAUAGACUUUAGUCUAUGAGUUUAACCAUUUACUGUUAAAAGUCUUGUUUGUUCAAAGCCUAUUUUGAUUGUAAUGGUCAGCACUCACCUUUUCUUAAAAGGAAGCUCCUUAAUCAUAUAUUGUUAUCUGUAACCUUGUGUUGGCAUAUGUAUAAAGAAAUAUUUCAUAGCAUUUUACACUGUUUGAUAAAGUAUUUUUACAGCCUUAUGUUCCAAUUUAAGUUUUCAUAAAUGUGUAACUAUUUACGUUAACAGAAUUAUACACGUGUAGACUUUGAAAGAAAACUGGACGUACACAUACAUGUAUGAUAAUGUUGGAUAAGAAUAAUAUAGAUUUUCUGUAGAAUGUAUAGGUAUUUUAUUUUGUCUUGGUUUAUCCAUUUUUUUUUGGUUUGGAUUAUAUUACGCAACAAGUGGAAAGCUGAAAGGGCUGUAAAUAUCUGCAUAUAUGUUUAACAGAAACAAUGGAAAAUGGAAUUUGUAAAAAAAUAAAGGUUACAGCCCAAAGCAACCCAGCGAUCUUGUACCACACAAUUUUGCAAAGAUAAGCUGCAGUUAAAUUGAAACUUUCAUCUAUGUCAUUUACCGACAUUACUAUGAACAUGUACAUACUGUUUAUAUAACAGUUUUGAACGAGGGCAGUCUUUGCAAAAUGAAGUGAUUUUGAACUGAAUAUGCAUAAUGUUUUAAACAAGCACCUUUGUAUAAAUGGAUGACUUGUUCUACAGGAGGUGCUUGGUCUUCAUGAUCAUGAAAAUGUGUUCUCGGUUUUCAUUUGUAUGUUACGUUCAGUGCAAUAUUAUUACUCACAGUAUUCUUUUACAGGGCAUGAACAUAAAAAUAAUGAAAAUGACGAGUGAUGUGACUCUUAUACAAAUAAAGUUACCUCUGUGACAUUCUUAAAAUGUCAAACUGAAAAGUUAUUUAUGAUUAUUCAUAAUUUGUGCAAAAUUAUCUAUAAGAGAGGAUGUUGGGUGUCUGUGAUUUGUGCAACUUGAUUCAAAUACCAGUGUAAAUGUUAGAGUUAAAAAUGGAAGUUAUUGUGGACAUUUAGGAGAAUUUAGGGAGCUGAGCACAAGACGGCUGUAACUGCAUAUAGGAAAUGAACCAGUUAUAUCAGUCUUGCAUUGAGCCCUUUCUUUAUACUAGAACACAUCACAAAAAACCUGGGGGUCCUCCUAUUAACAAACAUAUGACAGAAUUACAUAUAAUAAAAAAAGUCAAUUCAAUACAAAAACAGUUUCACAUAUUAAAAUUGAAGUUAAAUAAACUUUCUCUGCACUGACCAGUCAAACAUGUUCAGUAAAAAAUCUUUUGUAAUGAAUAUCUUUGUCAUAUGCUUGUUUGUAAGAAAGGGUCCUCAUUCUUGUAAUAGUGCAGUACAUUCCUUGUUAUUUAUUCAUUGUAAGUGCCAUAGCAAAAUCUAUACUUACGUGCCAAAAAAUUAUAGCUGUUGUCUCUAUAUAAUUGUGAUAUUACAAUUUACAUAUAUACUUGUUUAAACUGACCAUGAGCUCUUUACACUCGGAUAUUCGUUGACUUAUUUUGUUGUUUCACUGUAUACUAAUGCCGGUUUGUCUUUCAGAAAUUCACUUGUAGCUGUGUGCCAAUGAUGGGGCUGUUAACAUUUAUUGUUGAACAUUUGCUUUACAUUUGUUUUGCAUGUAUUCUAUAUGGGGAUAAUCUUUUGUUACAUAAAAUAUUUGUAUGAAUGAAUGUUGAUAUAUGUAUUCAUGUACGUAUGGAGGGAGCAUGUAAAACUGCAUGUAUUUCAUACUUCUGACAUAACAUGUAUCACUCCUACGCACAGGGUACAGAAGGUAGAAAAAUCAGCUCCAAUGCUUUUCAAAUAUUGCUCUCCUGGAGCUAAUUUCUUACCACUGUGUUCAAGAGUGGUACGGCAUAUGUUUCAGUGAAAUAAAAGCUAAUUAUUAUAGUAGUUGUAUUAGCAGAAACCAAUAGUAGAUAGUUUGUCAAUGUUUAGAUUGCUUAUAUUAUCAGAUCCUACAUGAUAUGUAUGAAAUAUAGGUAGAGUAUUUACAUGUUCCCUUAUUCAGUUAGUAGAUAACUGUUUUCGAUAGACAUUUUCUGACUUCAUUUAUGCUGUAUGUGGUUACAUCAGUACAUGUAGUUAGUGACACAAACAAUUUGACAUGACAGGAUGAUAAGUAUAAGUGUGAUAUAACAUGUGUCCCUGCCAUUUAUGAACAAAGCAAGUGGUGAAAGUAUUGGGUUUUAACUGACUGUUUAAAAGUAAAAAGGCAGACAGAACCUUUUUACUCUCACCUCUUGAAAUGUUUAUCAGGGCUGUGGAAAUAAUUCAUUGGUUAACAAUGCUGGUUAGGGACCACUCUUCAACUGUAAAUGGAGGUUUCCGACUGACAACAAAAUAUUUUGUUUAUUUUUAUUUCUAUUAAAUUGAACAUGUUGCACUUUUUGAAUGGUAAAAAAUCUACAAUCCCCUUUGGGAAGAAGUGUGGUGCAAUUAGUUGCAAAAAAGCUUUUCUGUUUUUAAGCUUCAUUUGAACACAAACUGUCAUUUGUAAUCUUAACUGAUUUGCCAAUCCAAGCCUAAUAAUAAGAACAGAAAGAGGUCCUAACCAGUAUAUGAUCUGCAGUUUAAGUUUUGCCUUUUGUUCAUUAUUGAAAACUAAAAAGGAACAUUAAACUUACGAGUUUGCGACAACUCCCUGUGCCAUUUGCUGUUGAUUCGACUUUAAUGACUACCGUACUGUAUUUGUCACAAUGAGAUUAUGCAGGGCUCGACAUUAACAGUCUACUGAAUGUUCCUGACAAAUCAAAGUUGGUUCAGAAUACAACCAAAAUCUUAGAACACAAAGCUAUAAUUUAGCUUUAGGUUUCAAAAGUCAACAAAAUAAAUGAAAAAGGGCCUGACAAGAAUUAUCCUAUAAAAGGAAGAGAGCUCUAUAAAAGUAUGUUUUAGCAGUAUUAUAUAGCACAUCAUUAUUUGGCAUGUUAAUUUAAUUAGUAUAUGACAGGGCAAGCAAAUUUGAACGUUCAAUGUCGAGCUCUGCUAUGUGGUAAAAAAAUAGACAAAUUUAGUUUAUUGGCAUUCCUAAUACACCUAAAAUUGCUUCAUUUCAUUAUGUUUAUAUAAUAUUGCAGUGAUUUUAUUUCACAUUUGAGAAAUAUGUUUAAAAGAUGUAUACAGUCGAAACCCAUUGGCUUGAUUUCUUCGUUGGCUUGAACUUGAUGUCCAGGACCGAUUUUGUUUUAUUCUUUGUAUACAUAUCCACUUUGCUUGAUAUUUGCGAGGCUUGAAGUAUUUUGGCCAGUCCCUGGGAUAUCGAGCCAAUGGGUUUUGACUAUGUUAUGCAAGUAUUAGGGGAAGAAUUUAGACUGACUCUCACUGAUUCAUUAUGUACAUUGUAUCAGAAAAGAAAGGCUUCCCUGCUAAUGAUGAUGUUUGUCUUGCUUGAAUUCAGAUCACCAUACUGCUUUCAAACACAUGGCUUUUUUACUGCAUCAUCAUUAAAUUAGUGUUGACACUCAUGACUCGGCCAAUGGCAUCAUCUGACAGAUUGCGAUUUAACUAUUUAGAAAGCCACUUGACUGACAUAGCAAUUAAGUCAUUUAAUGCUUUUAUUAAGUGGAUUUGUACCGGUUUGCUCAUAUGAAAUUGGUAGUAUAGAGAAACCUCGCCAAAUGCUCAUUAAGUUAUUAUUUAUUUUUGCUUUACUAAAUGAUCUUUUCGACAGCUAGACUCCACAGACUUAUGCCGAAUCAAUUGUUAAGUAAAGCAAAACAUAAGCAAUAACAAUGACUUAUUGCGUUGUAAUGUUUGAAAUCAAAUGAACAAAGCCAUACAAUCGAGCGAAGCCCGACUCAAUUGAUACUCUAGCUCUUUCUACAGAGAUGUGUACAUGCAAUACAAUCCAGAUUUGUUAAGUAUUCUGUGUUUUGAACAUGUUUCAUCUAGUGCAGCAUGUUUUGAUUUUCUUCCUAUUGUUUAUCAUCUAAAUUAAAUUUGCUCAUUUUCAGGAAAUUUCUUAUGAUAAAGUCUCGUGUUCAUUAAAAUAAUUUUCUUUUAUCUCCGAAAGUAAGUGUCAAUAAAAUUAAUUUAGUCUAUUAAUAAAAUAAAUGUUAGUUUAAGUUGAAUGUUAGAUAAAAUAUAAGGGAUGCAAGUCUUUAUGAGUGAGUGAAAUAAAGCCCUAGUACCCACAAGUGAAGUACAUAUAAUCCAUUCUUUGUUGUCAUGGUAAUUCUUAACCUAUUAUUUAGUAUAUUUAUAAGGUAAAUUGAUGGAAAGAGCUGUGAGAACACACACUUGUCCUUUCUAACCAAGAUAUGGGCCAGUUGCGACAUGUUUAAAGGGUAGCUCAGUCUUACACUGCUUGGUCGUUCAAUUUUCUCUUCCAAGGAAAGCAUCCUUUCAGAUUUUUCAGUACAUUCUAUCAUUCUGUCUAUUUUAAUUUGACAUUUUGGGAAGGUAGCUCUUUAUUGAAGCCAAUUGAAAUGGGAUUUUAUCCAUUAUCUGUAAUCUUUAUGUCUGUGUCCCAGCUAAUGCAUUGCCUUAGAAUAAUGGAAGCAAUUUGACUUGUUCUCACUUUUCUUUCGAUCACAAAAUUAAAUAAUGUUUGGUAAUUACUUAAAAAAAAAACUUAUUUUUUUAACUUCUAAAAUAAAUUUCUGAUACCAGUAGGUCUGAGUUUUACUUUUAUAUUUUCAAGAUAAAUCAUUUAUCAUUAAUGAAAAAUAAAGAACUGAUUUUUAAGUACUGUUCAAAAACUCAGAGGAUUUAGAAUCCAAAAGGGAGACAGCUAGUACAGGUUGAUAAGAGACUUAAUAAUAAUAGGGAAUUGACAUUUAAUUUUAAACAUAGGAAGUGUAAAUGCGUGUAGUGUUGAAUUUUAAGUGUUAACUAUCGAUCCGCACUGUAUUUUAGUUAAGAUAUUAUGCUGAUUGAUGCCAGGGUGGCAGUGUUAUUUUUCACACAUGUAUGCUUUGAUCACAUGCUUGACGUUAGUUCCUGAUCAUUACUAAUGUUUGCAUUCUUGAUGACGGUCAGAGUGUUUUACUUUGUGAAUUCGGAACAAGGGAGUAGAUGGAUCAUAUUUCUUUGAUUAUAUUAAGAAAUAAAAGUAUUAAUAAAGAAAGCCAAGCAUGUGACAAAAUAUAUUAAGACACUUGUUGUUUACUGGAAAAAGACAUUUGAUAAGCCAACAAACUUGUUUGUGUAAAAACCAAAUUUCUUUUAUUUUCUGUAAAAUAGCAAGACGUUGUCCAUUGACUCAUGUUUACUGUUACCCAAAUCUCAUGUGACAUUUGUGUGUGUGUAUUGAUGAGUGUUUUUGACAUGUAUAGUUCUAAGUUGUCAUGUUCUUAAACAUAAUAGUUCUGUCGUAUAUCUUCCAUGUAUAUUUAUAUGCACAAUGAAAAGAUUCCUAACUCUGACAGUCUUUUUAUUGGGUAGUUUUGAAAUUGAAUGCACAUCAAAAAUACAUCAAAACAACAAUGACAAUAAUGGUAUAAGAAUGACAUUUCUGUCUCAUUAUAAUAUAAAACAACUAGUUCAAACUGUUUAUAUAAUUUCUAUCAGACUUAACAUCAGCUUUGAUGUUUGAGGUGAGAUUUGAUACUGCUAAAGUUUGUGUUUGGAAGUUCUGUGGAUUUUAGAAAUUCUUUAAAAGUGCUUAGAUGUCAGAGUGAGGAAACUACAGAUGCAAAUAUUAUGCUUGUAUUCAAUUUGUGAUUUUCUUGCUCCAUUUUAGGUACCAGUCUAGUGAGGGAAUGUAUAGAACCCUAGCCAUUGUGUAGUGUAAGAAUUGUAAAUAUCAACAUUGUGGAGACUCACCUUAGAUCAUGUGUUCAUGAUUUUGUCUUGGAUUCAAUCUGCACUAGAGGAUACAACAAUGGAUUACAGAGAGUGAACAUCAAGAGCUCUGGGGAUAUUCUAUGAACAUAAUACUCCAUGUGGAAAUCACCUUGCACACUUCAUCACAAUCAUCAUAAGAGUCAUCUUGGACAAGAACACAGCAGGAAUGAAAGGCAUCUUCAAUUCUUUAAAUCUUUUUAUAACAUUUUUACCUUUAUUUCAGUAAUAAUGGGGGGAUAUCAAAUGUUAUUACUUUUUAAAAGUUUAGCCUGAAUAUAUUUAGACGUUCAACUUUGUUUCAAUAGGGGAGAAUUUGAUAUGAGGAUUUUUCUGUGUCUAUCAUGUAAAACUAUUUGUCCUAAUAAAAAUCUAAAUAUGA